Messenger RNA from Morone saxatilis (striped sea-bass), 1428 nucleotides. It is a transcript of the gene ric3a, whose product is annotated as RIC3 acetylcholine receptor chaperone a. The coding region runs from base 1 to 1428 and encodes 475 amino acids. Gene Ontology annotation, cellular component: intracellular membrane-bounded organelle; neuronal cell body; neuron projection. The transcript is spliced from 7 exons. NCBI's taxonomy places the organism in Eukaryota, Metazoa, Chordata, Actinopteri, Moronidae. Gene Ontology annotation, biological process: synaptic transmission, cholinergic; protein localization to cell surface. The record is from RefSeq and is a predicted model, not a curated record.
AUGUCUAUAACAACUUGCCAGAAGGUUACUCUGAUAUCAUGCUCUGUUCUCUGUGUUUCUCUCUUCCUGCCCAGAAUGCUUUUACCCAGAAGGAAAAAGGAGAUGGGGCAGCCUGAGGUUGGACCUGGGUUCUACCCCCCUGUGAUGCAUCAGCUGUCACUGCCAGAGGACCCAGAACAGUGGGGUGUGGACCCUUCGUACUCCAUGACACACGGUGCUGAGGCCAUGGCCAAAGUAAAAGGCAUAGGACGAGGCAAAAAAUAUAACCUGAUGGGUCAAGUGAUACCCAUAUAUGGCUUUGGGGUCUUUCUUUACAUCUUCUAUAUAAUCUAUAAGCUGACAUAUAAGGGGAAGACUAAUAAAUCAGGACAUUACACUACGGUUACCAAGGCACACACGGAGAAUAAGAUUACAACCAAUGAGCUUGUCAGGCUUCAGGAGAGACUACUGCAAACAGAGAGGAUGAUGGAGAGGAUUGUGUCUGGAAAGAGUCGAGGUUCUGGGAGAAUCUCUAGUGGCAGAAGGAGGAGGAGUAAAACUACAACAUCAAAGAAGGAGGAGAAAUUACUCAGGCAACUUAGACAGAUCACACAGCUGAUGCAAGAGGGCCGGUUGGAGGGAGCUUCCCCAGAGAUGGAAGCUGAGGAGGUCCCCUACAGUGCAGACUGGGAUGGCUACCCAGAGGAGACCUACCCAGUGUACGACAAUCCCUGUGACAGACGUAGAUUUGAGAGCAUUAUGCUGAUGGAGACCCACCCCCAACAGCCCACUGCCGAGGCCCUGGCAGAGAGGAUGGAGCAAGAGGAGGAAGAGAUUAUGGCAAGGAAACUAUCCAUAGUGCGAGAGGAGGAGGAGGAGGAGGAGGAGGAGGAGGAUGAAGAGGAAGAGGAGGAGGAGGGAGAGGAAGAGGAAGAGGAGGACGAAGAGGAGGAUAAAGAGGAAGAAGAAGAGGAGGAGGAGGAGGAGGAUGAGGAAGAGGAAGCAGAGAAAAGGCACUUGCUCAGUCUUCCUUCAUCCCAGAUCGAAAGGAAGCCGGAAAGGCUGGGUUUGGAGGUGAGCGAGGAGCUGCAGUGUUACAACGGAGGGAAGAAGCAAAUAAGUUUCAGUGACCACAGAGAUGUGUUCCGCUACCCUCAGGAGGAGGCUUAUGAGGAGGAGGAAGAGGAGAAGGAUGAUGAGGUGGAGGAAGAGGAUGAGGGGACAGAGGUGGAAGAGGAGGAGGAAGCAGAUGAAGAGGAUCCAGUGAUGGAGGCAGAGAGCCUGCUAUUCAGUUGUGAGGGUCAUCCCAACCCGGAGGAGGAGGCAGAGGAGGAAAUCGAGUAUUUGUUAACGUCAGCGUCUGUGGAGGGCGACGAUGGCAUCCAAGCAGACAUGCCGAAAGAAGUCGGGGUGAGUGGGUUGAGGAUGCGGAACAGGAGAGAAACCUAA